AUGGUCAACCCCACCGUGUUCUUCAACAUCGCUGCCGAUGGCGAGCCCUUGGGCCGUGUCUCCUUAGAGCUAUUUGCACACAAAGUUCCAAAGACAGCAGAAAACGUUCACGCUCUAAGCACUGGAGAGAAAGGAUUUGGAUAUAAGGGUUCCUCCUUUCACAGAAUGAUCCCAGGAUUCAUGUGCCAGGGUGGUGACUUCACACGCCAUAAUGGCACUGGUGGCAGGCCCAUCUACGGAGAGAAGUUUGAGGAUGAGAGCUUCAUCCUGAAGCACACAGGUCCUGGCAUCUUGUCCAUUUCCAUGGCAAAUUCUGGACCAAACACAAAUGGUUCCCAGUUUUUUAUCUGCACCGCCAAGAUUAAGUGGCACGUGGUCUUUGGGAAGGUGAAAGAAGGUAUGAACAUUGUGGAGGCCAUGGAGCGUUUUGGGUCCAGGAACGGCAAGACCAGCAAGAAGAUCACCAUUUCCGCCUGUGGGCAACUCUAAUUCUUCUGACUCGCGGGCCUAUUA
Messenger RNA from Mesocricetus auratus (golden hamster), 513 nucleotides. Its product is annotated as peptidyl-prolyl cis-trans isomerase A-like. The transcript is spliced from 2 exons. Gene Ontology annotation, molecular function: peptidyl-prolyl cis-trans isomerase activity. Gene Ontology annotation, biological process: protein peptidyl-prolyl isomerization; protein folding. Lineage: Eukaryota; Metazoa; Chordata; Mammalia; Rodentia; Cricetidae. The record is from RefSeq and is a predicted model, not a curated record. The coding region runs from base 1 to 489 and encodes 162 amino acids.